AUGAGAGUCUGGAUUGUGGUCGAAGGCAGAAUAUGUAGCCUCUUUCUUUUCUGUCUUGUUUGCAGCAAGAAAGCCUGCAAGUAUUUUGAUCAGGGAAAAGGAACAUGUCCUUUUGGUGGAAAAUGUUUGUACCUGCAUGCUUAUCCAGAUGGCAGAAGAGCAGAGCCAGAAAAACCCCGCAAGCAGCUUAGCUCGGAAGGCAGCGUGCGGUUCUUGAACUCUGUGCGGCUGUGGGACUUCAUUGAAGAGCGGGAACACCGUGGUGUGCCCCAGUAUGAAGACCAGGUGGAAGAACUGAGUGAACUGUUCAUGGAGCUGCAAGGGCCAGCUGAUGAUGAUGAGGGUGUUGUAGCCAGCCACUAAUUCACAGCUCUCGCGUCAUUUCUGGAUGCCCAUGAUGUGAUUUGCACACCCUUCUCAGUAUUACUAGCGGUGAAAACAAUGCUGAGAAAUAAAAACCAUGUCACUGUAAUUUAA
This is a messenger RNA of Polypterus senegalus (gray bichir), 477 nucleotides long. RefSeq names its product makorin, ring finger protein, 2 (gene mkrn2). Gene Ontology annotation, molecular function: metal ion binding; ubiquitin protein ligase activity. Lineage: Eukaryota; Metazoa; Chordata; Cladistia; Polypteriformes; Polypteridae. Bases 1 to 363 code for a protein of 120 amino acids. The record is from RefSeq and is a predicted model, not a curated record. Gene Ontology annotation, biological process: protein polyubiquitination. The transcript has 3 exons.